AUGCUUGUGGUGCUCACUGGACGAAGGCCAUUGAGCAUUGUUGAUGGAGACAGCGUGCACAUUCUGGCAUGGGUGGAGGCUUGCCUCUCUUCUGGCACCCCGGACCGCCUCAAGGAACUGCUGAUGAGCAUGGACGCCCCGGAUGAUGCUGUGCUGCGCCUGGCCCAGCUGGCUCUCAGCUGCACGGUGCAGCGCACUGCAAGCCGACCCACCACGGCAGAGAUUUCCAAUGAGCUGCAGGGAGUCAGGAACGAGGUGGUGGGGAGAGUGGAGCUCAGUGCUGCGGUUAAAGUGGAUGCUCUAGUCAAGGAGAUGAGAGGGGCAUCUCCAAUGGAUGCUCACUUGAACGAGAUUAACGAACUCCUGCACGGAGAUUCCUUUGACGAUCCGUGA
Closterium sp. Naga37s-1 is the source of this 393-nucleotide messenger RNA. The record is from the annotation of a GenBank genome assembly. NCBI's taxonomy places the organism in Eukaryota, Viridiplantae, Streptophyta, Zygnematophyceae, Desmidiales, Closteriaceae.